CCUGGCGACCGCAUCCAUAUAAUACAGAAUAAUAACAAAACUUUCACUGUUUUUGUUUUUUUCACUUUUCAAUGUUGAUAAUUGAAAGUGAAAUUGUGUUUUUAGGUCAUGCCACCCUCACUUAAUGUAUGUUUGGCCCACAUGAUCUAAAGAUUGUUUAAAUAGCAUCACUUUCUCUUAAACUUCUCUAUUGUAAUUGCAAUCAUCUAUUGUUUUGAUUAAAUCGAUUAUUUUCCUCAUUUGUUUUGAUUAUUGUAGUGGAAGAAAAAGAAAAAAAAAGAAUGCGCGCACGCGUUCUGUUCUUCGACAUCUUUGUAGUGUUAGUGGGCUUUGCAGAACAACAAACAAGUGUAUCAAAUAAUGUGCAGUGUGGGAAACCUUUAGGCAGGAAACCAAAAAUUGUAGGAGGAGAGAACGCCGAAAAGGGAGAGUUUCCAUUUCUAGUGUCAUUGAGGGGCCCUGAAGAACCUCGAGCUUCAAAUGUUCUUCACAAGUGUGGAGCAGUUCUUCUUAGCGAAAGGUGGCUUCUAACUGCCGCUCACUGUGUUUUUGAAUACCGGAGGAAAAAAUAUCUUCCACGUUUAAGAGUUCGUUUAGGAGAAUAUGAUGUCUCAUCUAGUACUACCACAGAUCGUCAAGAUUUAGGAGUAGAGGAACUUAUUGCCCAUCCUCAAUAUCAAGAACCAUAUCGCCAGAGCAAUGACAUAGCACUCCUACGACUCAACAAGCCAGCCAUCUUGAGUGAAAACGUUUGGCCAGCAUGUUUACCAGACGCCGGAAUGCAAAUACUGGGGCUAAAUGCUACAGUUGCAGGAUGGGGCCAAGCCUCGUUCUCAGGACCUGCCGGUGAGAAGACCAUUUUGCAGAAAAUAGUAGUGCCAGUCAUGUCCAAUGGAGCUUGUUUGCAAAUGUAUUUUGAGGCAGGACAUACCUAUCCUUUAGAAGACAACCAGAUGUGUGCAGGCUAUAGGGAGGGUGGCAAAGACUCCUGCCAGGGAGAUUCUGGAGGACCUUUAUUUGUCAAACACAAUAAUUUGAUCACAGUCAUUGGACUCGUAUCUGCUGGAAUCUAUUGUGGAAGUCCACUCCUACCUGGAAUCUACACAAGAGUCAUUUCACAUCUUGAUUGGAUAAGGCAGAAUAUUAAAGACUGAUUCACACCUACACAAUUUCCCAUCCUGCUUGGAUGAGACAAAAUAUCAAAGAUUGAAAUACUUACACACAUUUCUUUUUUAAUUUAUUUAUUUAAAUGUUGGAAGAAACUUGGUUAUUGAUUGAAAAGCUUAGUGAAAGAAGAUUAUAAGAAACUUUAAAAAAAAAUAGAAAUAUCUGGCAUAGAAAUUAUAGUAACAACCUCACGGUGCUUCCGAAAAAUAAAAUUCUUUGAAAACUACUUUAUUUAAUGACUUAGCGUGGGGGGAAAAAAAAGAGUUCUAUGCAUUCAGCUAACCAUAAGAUGUUUUAAAACCCACAAUUCCGCACUUUUCCUGAAUAUCGCCUAAUACUUUCUUUCACUUAGAUCUUCACUUGUAAAGACAUCAAGAUAGUAUUAAAAACGAUGCUAUCUACCGUAAAAAUAUCGUUCAUCAUAAAGUAUCAAGAUCGGAUAUGGGUUUAUUAUACCUACCUUUCUGCUAUCAUUUGUAAGUUCUCAUGCUUUGCAGAAAAACCCAUGUUAUCUACCUUUGUGCUAUCAUUUGUUAGAUAUCAAUAAAGCAGGCCUGUGUUAUCAACCUUCAUGUUAGAACUAGCAAUGUAUCAAGAUGGAAGGCAGGCCUGUGCUAUCUAUCAACCUUCAUAUUAGAGCUCACAAGGUAUCAAGAAGGAAAGCGGGCCCAUGUUAACUACUUUCAUGUUAGAGCUCACUCUCACAGGGUACCAAGAUGGAAAAUCAGCCUAUGCUUGCUACUUUCAUAUUAGAACUCAUAAGGUAUCAAGAUGAAAAACGGGCCUAUAUUAGCUACUUUCAUGUUGUAGCUCAUAAGAUAACAGCCACGCUGGGCGAAUAAAUAUCAUUGUGUUUAUUUAUAAAAAUCAUUAUGAAGAAUGAUAAUCACUAAUCAUUAUCUAUUUAAAGUACUCUAUUGAAUGUUGCUAUAUAUUGAUUGUUCAUUAUUUUCUUAUGAAUUAGGAAUUUAAAAAGCUGCAUGCAAUUAUAAGCUGCGUGCAAAUAAAUCUUUCACUUAAAUACUAUACUGAGAGUAAACAAAACAAAGCAAAAAUUGAUUUUGAUUUUUUUUUAAAUAAAUAUAGAAAAUAAAAAAAAAUU
Molecule: messenger RNA, 2269 nt
Organism: Parasteatoda tepidariorum (common house spider)
Lineage: Eukaryota; Metazoa; Arthropoda; Arachnida; Araneae; Theridiidae
Product: trypsin-1-like
Biological process (GO): proteolysis
Molecular function (GO): serine-type endopeptidase activity
Source: RefSeq, a predicted model, not a curated record